This is a messenger RNA of Fusarium mangiferae, 288 nucleotides long. RefSeq lists its product as uncharacterized. The record is from RefSeq and is a predicted model, not a curated record. Bases 1 to 288 code for a protein of 95 amino acids. NCBI's taxonomy places the organism in Eukaryota, Fungi, Ascomycota, Sordariomycetes, Hypocreales, Nectriaceae. The transcript has 3 exons.
AUGAGCUCUCUCAGCCUCAUAGUCCUCUUCUUCGGCGCUGCCAUGGCCGGUAUUCACCACAACUGUGGCUGCACCGUCCGCGGCUUAUACAGGCAGGAUCUUAGCCAGGCUGCCUGCGCCCUCUGGGGCUCCAACCAGCCUCACACCCACUGGGAUGGCUACUCUUGCGUUGAUAAGGGCAUUGGCCGCGGCAUUGACGGUGGUCCCUGGGAGACAACUUGCAAGCAGGCUUGGGAUAUCAACUUUGGCGGCAACAAAGAAGAUGCUUGGGGCAAAUGCUGGCACUAA